This is a messenger RNA of Durusdinium trenchii, 1886 nucleotides long. The record is from the annotation of a GenBank genome assembly. Lineage: Eukaryota; Dinophyceae; Suessiales; Symbiodiniaceae.
AUCUUUCUUUCCUCCUCUCUCUUUCGAUCGUGAUUUGCCACUUUCAUAGAGGUCGGAAAAAUGGGCCGGAAGAAGGCGCUGGGAGAAGGUGAUGGAGGUGGUGCCAUGAGGGACAUGCAGAGUGCGUUCGCACAGCUGCAGAGCAUGAUGGCAAUGGCCAAUCCUGAUUUUAAUGUGACGCCCGCGAAGGGAGUGGGAGGCUUACAAGCUUUCUCCAAUGGUGGCAGUGGAGGUGGGAGACUUGCUGAGAUCAGGGCAGAUGGCGGUAGGCAGAGUAGGGUUCCGCGCGUUCGGUGGGAGGAGGAUUCCAGGUCGUUGCUGCACCGGUGCUGCUGGGGAUCGACAUCGACGGACUGUUGCUUUUGAUGGCUGUGUUGGAAUGAAAGAGACUGACCGAAGGCCCUCCUCGGUUCGGCCUUCGUUGUCUCACAGGUCUUGGCCAGAUGCCCACACCUGCACCAAAAGCCAGCAAUUUGCCAGCAGUAUUUGCAGCGAAGGCUGCAGCACUAGCCGCAGCGCCGAUAGGCGUGCCAGCAGCUUCUCGACUGCCAGCAGCCCAGGCCGUGCCAACGAUGCCGGUACGGCCACCAAGUGCGCCGGCAAGGCCGCCACCAGGAAUGGAUCAGGAUGGCUACGACCCCAACAAGAUUUAUGUGUCUGAGCAUGGGCGCAUCCACCCUGACAUUACCGAGCUUUGUGAAGGUUUCUACAUCGAACAGAGGCAUGUGGAGAAACUGAAUGAGCUCAUGAAGAAUCGGAUGGACACCUGGGAUGAAGAUCUCAAGAAGCUCAGGGAGAUCAUGGAGAAGGCAAGGUCCCCGUGUGGUAUGCUGGUUGUCAAGAUGAAGGAGAUCGAAGACGGUACAUUUGUUGCGGUGAAUCGCGACAAAAGGAUGAGGCACCUCGUGGAGAAGUUCAAGCUGGACCGCAUUGCAGAAACUAGCAUUUCAGAUAUUCUCGCUCGAUGUUCCGAAGAGAAAAAGAGUGAAUACUACUACGAUCUGGAGAAGCACUUCGAAUGCUCGGGAAAGCCCUCUGCCACUGCCAUGCUCAUCAUGAAGAAACUGGCGAGUGGUGAUCCCCUGGGUCCACCUGGGAGACCCGCGCCUGGGAGCUACUUGCACCGCUUGCAAAAUGGCGACAAAGCAGAAAGAGGAGACAAAGCAGAAAGAGGAGAAAGAGGAGAAAGAGGACCGGAUCGUAGAGAAGGCAGAGAUUUUAGAGAAGGAGACCGACCUGAUCGAGGCAGAGACUUCAAAGAAGCCAGAGAUGGUCGUUUCUCGAGCGAUCGAGAUCGUGGAGAUCGUGGGUACCGGGAUCGCGAGCGCAGUGAUCGCCGAGAUCGCUUCGAUCGGCGUGAGGAGUUGGACCGACGAAACGACCGACGGGAGGAGCGCAGAGACGACCGGCGGGAGGACCGACGGGAGGACCGACGUAGAGACGCUCCAACUGCGUCACGUGAUCCGGAACCCUUUGUGCCCAAACCGAAAGGAAUGGAAAGACCAGAAAGAGGAGAGGGCUGUCCAGAAGCCGAAGGUUUGACUGGUAAGGCUGCUGCUGAUGCCUUGCAGGCAGGUGCAGACAGAGUGCGUAAAGAAGUUCAAUUAAAUAUUCAAGCAGCCAUCCGAAAGGCAAUUUCCGAAGGACGACCGAUGGAGGAGUGGACCGCAUGAAGAUCAUGAAGCCGGAUUACCGGAUACAGGUGGUUCGUCAUGUAUUCUGUUAUCCAAUGGUUGCUCAAUGCAAUACCAUUGGCCAUUGACUGUGUGUUGCGCGGGUUUGUCAAUAUUGCAACAUGACCUACAUAUCGAAGCAAUUGAUUGUGGGUUGGUGGCAGCAGCGAGUUGCUUGUCAGAGUUUCCCAUACAGAGCUAGCCAUGCGUGGG